AUGGAGGCGAUCCGGACAGAGAAGCAUCAGACCAGGUACACGCCGCUGCAGGCGUACAUGGACAACAAGUCGAUCAAAGAGCGAUCACGCCCGUGGAAGCAGAUACUGAUGUUUUUUGCACGGACGCAGAGGGAGCACCGUUGGAAGAGCCCCAAGUACCGCUUCACACAGCAGCAGCGCGAGGCGUGGGAGGCAUUGAUCGAGCAGGCAGAGAGAGACGUGGGCGGGGCAGAGAUGGAGGUAGCGGACGAGGACCAGGACGAGGACGGGGAGGAAGAGGACGGGGAGGAGGACGAGAUGAUGAUCGAUGAGCUCGACGACGAGCAGGACCCGUCCGAGCGCGACAAUGAGCCCGAGCACGCGAAGCUGAGGCCGAUUGAAAAAGCGUGCUUGGAUUUUUGCAUGGCGCUGCUCAAACAGACCAUCCGCCGCAAGGAGUACGACUGCGCGUUGGUGUGUGCGUUGGCUGUGCUCGGCGUCAAAGAGGACGGCUGGAAGGACGCUGAGCUGUACCCGCCGAUAUUGUCGUCGGUGAUCAAAAUCACCCGUUUCAUGGUCGUACAACACGCACUGGAGCUGUCCGAGCCGUUUGAAGAGGAGUUGUUCGACGACGACAGCGCGUACGUGGGGAGCGACAGUGGCAGCAACUCCCCCAACCAGCAUCGACCAAAAGGCUGCUUAGAGUUUGUGCAGCAGAUGAUGGACAGGUUUAUGGUGCGAGGCAGCCACAGCCCAAUGCAAUGGAUGCUAGACUUGCGUACGUACGGGCUGAAGGUGCAUUUCAACACCACCGCGCGAGGGAACGUCGAGUGGAUGGGUAGGGACGAGCUGCUGUACAAGAACGUACACUUCACCAUGGCCCAGUUCCGCAGCAUGGUGCACGGGAUGCAAGCAGAGAGCAAGCGGUUGCUGGUUGAGGAGCUGUUGUUUUGCAAUGGGCAGACCGCAGCGUCAGCCCCCCAGGUUCCGUGGGAGCAGCUGCGCGACAACCCGACCGACGACCGACCCGGAAAGCCCAAGCGUCGCAACGUGAGUUAA
This is a messenger RNA of Alternaria atra, 1038 nucleotides long. RefSeq lists its product as uncharacterized. The record is from RefSeq and is a predicted model, not a curated record. Lineage: Eukaryota; Fungi; Ascomycota; Dothideomycetes; Pleosporales; Pleosporaceae. The transcript is spliced from 2 exons. Bases 1 to 1038 code for a protein of 345 amino acids.